This is a messenger RNA of Contarinia nasturtii (swede midge), 4277 nucleotides long. RefSeq names its product protein suppressor of sable-like. Gene Ontology annotation, molecular function: metal ion binding; RNA binding. The coding region runs from base 236 to 4168 and encodes 1310 amino acids. Lineage: Eukaryota; Metazoa; Arthropoda; Insecta; Diptera; Cecidomyiidae. The transcript is spliced from 9 exons. The record is from RefSeq and is a predicted model, not a curated record. Gene Ontology annotation, biological process: negative regulation of DNA-templated transcription. Gene Ontology annotation, cellular component: nucleus.
UUCACCAUCAUUGUAGAACCAUUUCAAGCUUGAGAUUUUAUUGAAAAAGCAUUUUUGAGCAAAUUUUCUUCCGAGUUAAAUUGGUAGUUGAAGAGCUAAAACAAACAAAGAAAAAAUUAGACUCUUUCUAAUGUGUUACUAUUUUUCGUCUGUGUACCAAUCUAGACGUGAACGAUAUAUAAGUGUAUAGAAGAGAAGAAGAAAUAUUUUAAGCGAAAAUUAAAUAAGAAUAAAAAUGGCUGAACUUGAUUCUGAUCCACGGAGCACGCUCGAUGAUGAAGAUUUAGAAGAUGGAGAAAUUGAAACUGAUGAAGAGAAUGAAGAAGUGAAACCAGUUAAACCAGUGGCUAGUGAGCCAGUAAAAAAGCCAAAAAAUGACGAUGACUCAAAAAAGACAAACGAGGUCAAGGGCAAAAAUGAUAGUCGCAAGUCGGCGCCAGAUAAUAGUUCCGCUAAAAGUAAGAAGCUAUCAGCUAACGAUGCCAUAGCAAAAGACGAUUGGAUGGGUGAUGUAGAGAAUGCGCUAGCAAAGGCAUUACAAAAGGAUGGCAUUGCGCCGAAACCAGUGAAAAUAAAUGCAAAGAAAGCAAACGAUGAGCAGCCAAAGGACACAAAAGAACAACAAAAAGAGACAAAAGGCGAAAGCAGCAGUAGUAAAUCGAGUAAACAUAAGCGCAAGCAUAGUAAAAAUGAUAAAGAAUUACAACGUAAAAAGGCUCGGCUUACUGAUGAAGAACCGGAACGUACCUAUCAUUCAAAUGAAUCGGAAGAUUUUGAUGAGUAUGAAAUGAUGAAUGUGAGAGGUGGUAGUCCAGUACAACAUGGUGGCACACAAGGGUCACAAAAACAAAAUUUAAUGUACUAUGAUUCAGAUGGAAGUUAUUCAUCGUAUGAAAGUGAUAUAGGUGAACAACGGCGACGAAAUCGUGCUAAGCGCCGUGCCAAUGAUCGCAGAGACCGUCGAAAUCAUCGCGGCGGACAUUCAAAACGUGACCAUAAACGACGACGAGGCGAUGACUCUGAUGAUGAAAAUAUUGGCCAUAGUAAUAAUACAGGCGGCAAUGGCGGCGGUGGAGGUGGCGGUAAUAAUCGAAACAACAAUAAUCAACCGAGAAAAGCCGAAUUAUGUAAAUUUUAUUUGAUGGAGUGCUGUGCAAAAGGUGAAAAAUGUUUGUAUAUGCAUGGCGAUUUUCCGUGUAAAUUUUAUUAUCUAGGAAUGAAGAAUCAUAAUCGUGAAAAUUGUAAAUUUUCACAUGGAAAACCAUUAACCGAUCAAUUGCGUGCCGUGUUAUUGAAGCAUCUGGAAACAGCACCGAAAGAAAUUCUCGGCGAUUUUCCACGUAUUGCACGUGAAAAUGCGAUCAAUAUGAUUAAUGCACAACAUCAAAAAUUGUUAGUAAAAUUUGGCAUGGAACCAGAACCAAACACCACAAAUACAUCAAAUGCAUCGCAAACGUCUAAGCUGCCAUCGUUGCUUGACAUUAAUUUGGAUAAAUAUCAGCCGCCGUCAAAUAAUGAACUUGGCAUGGGCAAUAUGAAAAAAGAUAAACCACGUAAGAGCCGAUGGUGUGACCAACGAUCCAAUGAAUCGAACACAAAUCAUUCAUCACAAAAUUCAAAUAAUUCAACACAUGCCGCAUCAAAUCAAUCAUCGAAUGAAAAUGAGAUUAAACUUAGCUCAUUCACCAACAUUCUUACUGCUGAGCAAUUAGACAAAUUGACAAAAAUGGGAAUUGAGACCGUCAGCCAACUUUCCCAAUUGACCAUUCUUCAAGUCAUGGAGUUGGGACUGGAAAUUAAAGUUAUAUCGGAAUUACAAUUGAAAGCAUCUCAGUUGCAACAAAUUAAACAGAUACAAUCGCAACAAAAUCAGCAGCAAAAGUCUUCACAAAGUAGUAAAACACCAUCAGAACCUCAAAAUCCAUUUUCACCCAGCUCAAAUGAAACAUUGAGUCAAGAUCAAGAUAUGCGAAUAGCAUUGAAUACAACACGAACAAAUGAUAAAUUGGAAUUAGCAAAUCAAGAUGUCGAUAUGCGUAUUUUGGCAAUUCCACAUCGAACCGGAUUAGAUCGUUCGAAAUCGGAUAGUUUUAGCAAAAAUACUCAAUCAGAAAAGACAAAUGAACAGGCAAACGCAUCAAGAAAAACUAUCGACUAUUCACAAUAUUUAAAAGACGCCAACAUUGAUUUGAAUCAAUCUGACUUGGAAGAUCAAUUAGUAAGUGAACCUUCGAAAGGUAAGAAGAAAGGCUAUGAUAGUGAUGAGGAUGAGGGAAAUCCAUUAGUAAUCGAAGAAGAAGACGAUCCAAUGCACGCAGAAGAGCCGAAUUCAGAUAAUGAUGAAUCUGGAAUUCAAAGAGCUAACGAUGAUGCUACUGAAUAUAACUCACAAGCAUCAACAUAUUAUGAUUCGCAAUGCGAUCUUAAAAAUGACGGAAAUUCAAUACCAAGCCCCGAUCCGAGCGGAGAUUCGGCAAGUCAAAACGAGAAUAUUUUGCCACCAUAUUAUGCAUCAUCAUCGAUGUACCCCACAAGUAUCCCAAUUAAAAUUGAUUUAAGUUCAUCUGUUUCACAAUUGUUAAAGAAAGAAGACAGCGUACAAAAGACUGAUAGCUAUAUUAAAAAAGUUGACAGUGGUUUUCAUUCAGAACCAAUUGAUGGCAAUGAUUCACCAAAUCAGUCGUCAUCAACAGGAACGUCAUUUUAUUCAAGACAAAUACCCGAAACAAAUCAUCCAGCACCGCAAGCCCUCGAUGAGAAACCAUCACCAUCCGUGGAUUAUGACAGCCCAUCAGAGACAAAUGCACGAAUUUCAUCGCCAGUAUCAGCGAAACUGGUGCGAAAGUGUAUUUAUGAAGUGAGUUCGGACGAUGAUGAAGCAAAUGAUGAUAAAAUUCGUUCACCGAGUGACGAUGAUGAUUCACAAGAUUCAAGGAGUAAAAAUAUAUUUUCACUGAGCAAAGAUAAAGAUAUGCGUAUACCUCCCAUUUUCUUGGAGAAAGACUUUUCAAAUGGUGAUAUUGAUUUACGAUUACCAUUUAAACCAAUGGUAAAUUACAUACCAGCUACGGAAAUCGAUGCUUCAAUCACAUCACAUGCACCGAUUACAUACGAGGUAAAAGAGGUGGAUAUUCCAAAGCCAGACUACAGUGAAUUGCGUAAAAAUUUCAACGCUCAUGAAAAUACGCUCGAUCCACGUCUCCGACGAAUAUUACGAAUAAAAGAUAAUUAUUCCGAAUCAGAGACAAAUUUUUCAUUAAGUACAAAAGCGUCACCAUUUUCACCACCACAUGAGCCCGAAUUAUCAACGAUAAUAACCACCAAAAUGGAUACAGUAAGCGGUGAUCCGCGACGACAACGAACCGAUCCGCGACGACCAAAUGCACAUAUAAGCACAGCAAAUACGAAUUCAACAACGGCAUCAGUAUUAAAUAAGCCACCACAACGAUCGGUGCAUUUGGAUAUUCAAAACAUUCUACAAAAGUCAAAUUGGUACAAUGAAUGUAGUUCAAAGCAAAAAAUCAUGGUCAAUCAACAGCUGGCCAUUGUAUCAACUGAAUUGAAAAAAUUCCACGCGGAUCAAUCGGAAAAUAAGAUUUUUGAUUUAAAUUUUAUUAAUCAAAAUCAAUUACUUCAAGGUGUUUUAACAAAUUUAGGCAUUUUCAUUAAUGAUGAUGGUGAAUUUGUUCAAUUAGAUCAAACAAGUUUAGGUGGAAAUAAUAUGACAGCCGCGUCGGCAGCUGCACGAAAUUCGGCCGGCCAACAACAAGGUUUAGUUGAUUUAAUGUCAAUACCCAUGGAUAUGGAUUAUUUGCGAAAUAAACAACAACAUGAUGUACAGCAACAACAACAAGCGGCCGCAUUGCAAGCGAUCAAUGCAUUGGGUGGUCCACGAUUCUUAGGUCAACCGGGUGCAUCGCAAAUGCUUGGAUUUCCAAUGCCCGGCGAUGUAAUACGACCAGGACUUUUAGGUAUCGCACCAAAUAUGACAUUAAAUGAAGCUUAUAAUCUUAUGCAAAAUCCCAGAGAAAAUGCAGCAUUCUACAAUCGUGGUUCAGGUGGCGGAAAUAAUAAUAGCGGUGGUGGCGGCGGUGGUAAUAAUCGACGCACUGGAGGUGGAAUGAGACGAAACCAAAAUUUCGACAGAAAUAAUUCACGGCGUAAGUGAAUGUACAUAAUAUCAAAAUGCAUAUUGUAAUAUGUAAACAAAUUCUCUGGUAAAUGAGAAACAAUUGUAUUUAAAACGCGCUUUCUCAAUCAAUAAUUUUUUUUAUUAA